Molecule: messenger RNA, 1961 nt
Organism: Scomber scombrus (Atlantic mackerel)
Lineage: Eukaryota; Metazoa; Chordata; Actinopteri; Scombriformes; Scombridae
Gene: best2
Product: bestrophin 2
Exons: 9
Coding region: 81-1961 (626 amino acids)
Molecular function (GO): chloride channel activity
Source: RefSeq, a predicted model, not a curated record
UGUUCUCAUUGCAGGUGCAGAUACAGACUUGAUUUCUCACAGCUCUUUUCUACUGAGGAUCUGUAAACUGGCUGUCACCAAUGACUGUCACCUACACGGCCAGAGUCGCCAACGCUCGCUUCUGUGGCUUCUCCAAGCUGCUUUUGGCCUGGAAAGGAAGCAUCUACAAGGUGCUAUAUAAGGAGUUCCUGGCUUUCUUUGCCAUGUACACCGCCAUCAGCAUCACUUACAGAUUUUUCCUGUAUGAUGAACAGAAGAGGUAUUUUGAGAAGCUGGCAAUUUAUUGCAACCACUAUGCCAGUCUCAUCCCUAUGUCCUUUGUACUAGGUUUCUAUGUGACCCUUGUGGUGAACCGCUGGUGGAGCCAGUACACCAGCAUCCCGCUCCCUGACAGGCUCAUGUGCGUCCUGUCAGGAGGCCUCCAGGGGAACGAUGAGCGAGGUCGCCUGCUGAGACGCACCCUGAUGCGCUACGCCAGUCUGUCGGCCCUGCUGAUCCUGAGAUCUGUCAGUACGGCUGUCUUCAAACGUUUCCCCACCAUCGACCAUGUGGUGGAGGCCGGAUUCAUGACGAGAGACGAACGGAAGAAGUUUGAGGGCCUCCACUCACCUUACAACAAAUACUGGAUCCCCUGUGUUUGGUUCACCAACCUGGCUGCUGUGGCGCGCGGCGAGGGCAGGAUCAAAGACGAUCACACGCUCAAACUGCUGCUGGAGGAGCUGAAUGGAUUCAGAGGGAAGUGCAGCAUGCUGUUUCAUUACGACAUGAUCAGCGUUCCCCUGGUCUACACUCAGGUGGUGACUUUGGCAGUGUACAGUUUUUUCCUGGUGUGUCUAAUUGGCCGUCAGUUCCUGGACCCCGGUCAAGGCUAUCCAGGUCAUGACCUGGACCUCUAUGUGCCCAUCUUCACCUUGCUGCAGUUCUUCUUUUACGCUGGGUGGCUCAAGGUGGCCGAGCAGCUGAUCAACCCUUUUGGAGAAGACGAUGAUGACUUUGAGACAAACUGGUUGAUAGACAGGAACUUCCAGGUGUCCAUGAUGGCGGUGGACGAGAUGUACGGAGAUCUACCGAUGAUGGAGAGAGAUCGCUACUGGAACGACUCCAACCCUAGACCACCCUACACUGCUGCUACCCUCUUUGUCCUUCGCAAACCCUCCUUCCAGGGUUCCACUUUCGACAUGGCGAUCCCUAAGGAGGAGAUGCACUUCCAGCCUCUGGAGGACAUUGCUGAGAACAUGGAGGAGUCAGGCAGUCGUCACCCCAACAUGGCCCUCUUCAACCGCCUCCUCAAUGCAGCCCCCUCUCCCACUGGCUUCAUGGGAGGGGCUCUUCGCCGCACCUCAGCCCAGCUCCAGAGGCUACGCCACUCCCCUAGCACUGACCAAUGCACCAGCGAUGAUGAUGACAACGACAGCUGUAAGAUAGGUAAAGGCGGGUCUCUGCCAUCAGGGCUGGGUCAGGAGACCCAGAGCACCGCGAGUAGUUUCAGAGACGAGAAGAGUGUCAGAAUGCCUCUGCUGGAGAUUCAGUUUGGGGUGGAGCAGGAAAGUCGAGGAGUGCACCCUGUCGUCAACCAAGGGAAGCAGGGGAGGGGAAGGGAUGGGAGAGCUGAUGAAGAUUUCCAGACAAGGGAGGAGGGAGAGAAAACAGAGAGUUUAAGAGAGGAAAUCCAAGCUCCUGUGUCACUACUUCCACCCCCUCCCCAGCCCUCCAAAGAGACUCCAGCCUCCGCCAUUCCCAUCACCUUCAGUCACCCCUCUGCCUUCUUGUAUCACCCCACUGCCCACUCCAGUCUGGAGCACUGCAGCUCCCAGCCAAUUAUCAACCAGAACAGAGCCGUGCCUGCCAUUCCAAAACCUCCUUUUGGUGGAAACAAAAUGUCCUUCCUCACUGUCCCAUCUUACAAUGAACCUCAGCGUUUUCGCAGUGUGAGCAUGGGAUCAGACCUCACUGGGUCUUAG